Molecule: messenger RNA, 1002 nt
Organism: Trichomonas vaginalis G3
Lineage: Eukaryota; Parabasalia; Trichomonadida; Trichomonadidae
Product: DNA/RNA polymerases family
Exons: 1
Source: RefSeq, a predicted model, not a curated record
AUGCCGGGAAGAUUGAAUGGUGUUAUCAUUUGUGAUACAGCAACAAAGAAAGCAAAAGCACUGGGAAUACUUAAGAAGAAAAAUACUUUAUUCGUGGCUGAAGUAAAGGGUCACAUUGAUGAAAAAUACAUUAAUGAUUACAUAAACUUUUUACCGAUAAUAAGAAACUUAGAUAUUAUCACAGAUGAAAAAACAAUUGGUAGUUUUAUGUAUAAUUACAUGAAAUCAAACAAUCUACCAGUUGACCAGAAACAGAGAAAAUUAACUCAGUUAGCAUCAACACACAACCAAUAUCAACCAUUUUCUUCUUAUUAUCUAUGGUAUCUAAUCGACAGAUUUCAUUUUAUCAUUGAUGAUAUUCAAUCAAUUUUAACAUUUACUAAAAACACUUGUUUUAAUGAAUUUGCGAAAGAAUUUAUGAAUGAAAGACAAAAGGCUGAAUUAGAAGGAAAUAAAGGAAAAAGUUUAUUUUGCAAGAUUUCACUUAAUGGAUCAUAUGGUUACGAUGCAAUGAAUACACAAAAUUACGCAAAGACUAAAAUAAUGAAUGCACAGAAGGCACGCGUUGCAUGUAUGUCAAAUAAGUUUAAAAACAUAAGAGAAAUAGGUGAGGAUACAUAUCAAGUGAUGCUCAAAGAUAGAUUUUAUAGAUGUGAUACAUGUUUACAAGAGGCAUUCUUCACUUUAGAUAAUGCUAAAUACUGGUAUUUGGUUUUCAUUUAUGAUUUUAUGUAUAAAUGCUUGAAUGUUAAUCGUUUUCAUUUCAUUGAAGGUGAUACUGAUUCAUCUUAUUGGGCAAUCGCUGGCGACCCAAAUCUUCCUAACACUCAAGCAUUUCAAGCAAUUGUUACCGAUAAACAAUUUUAUGAUAAAAACAUUUUCAAAUUCGCACCUUUUGAUUUCUUCUGUUUUGAUGAGAAAUUUAAACCUAAAUUAAAGAAUAAAGCUGAAGAAAAAGCACAUGAGAAAAAAUUAUUGGGUUUAGCAAUUGAGAAACAAGGC